Messenger RNA from Hyphopichia burtonii NRRL Y-1933, 1530 nucleotides. RefSeq lists its product as uncharacterized. The record is from RefSeq and is a predicted model, not a curated record. The transcript has a single exon. Lineage: Eukaryota; Fungi; Ascomycota; Pichiomycetes; Serinales; Debaryomycetaceae. The coding region runs from base 21 to 1511 and encodes 496 amino acids. Gene Ontology annotation, cellular component: cytosol.
GCUUCUUUAGAAACCACGAGAUGAGUCAGCAAGAGACAUUAGAUUGUGUCUCUAUAACCAAGAGGCUACUAGUUGAGUCUUCAUCCAGUGCCAAUGAAUUUCUCGAUCAACUUCAUCAUUUAAGCUCCAUAGUAUCUCAAUCCAGUCAGGAUCCAGACUUCAGACAAGAGAUUAGUUCACACCCUGAACUAAUUGAACUAGUGGUUGAUAUAAUUACGGAAUCUUUUAAUAUAGAUAUUGAAAGUGAAACCAUCCGGUCUUUGUACAUUCGUUUAUUUAGAGGAGCCUUAAUGCUUACUAGAAAUAUUGUUGUUAUAAAACCUGAUGCCAUUGAUUUACCAUUAUUCUUGCUCAGCAUCCAACAUUUCAGCCAAAAAGCUACAAAAGACGAUCCUUUUUAUUUAAAGACAUUGGAGGUUUAUAUUCAGACUCUAGCAAAUAUGACCCAAACAUUGAGUACGGGUGGUGAACAUUUGCUAGACUUGAUUAGAACUAGUUUUGAUGCUUUUCUGAUCCGCAUUAUAAACGAACAUGAAAACUUGAAAUUACCCUUCUUGUUCUUCCUUAAUAACGUCUUCAGCCUUCAAGAAGUAGUCUAUGACUUUUUGACUUUUGAAAAGUUUGAUUAUUUUUGUGAAUUUCUCCUUCAAGAAUCGGAAAAAAAUAUAUUAAAUGAUGAAGGCCAGACCACUCACACUUUACUUUCCUUAAUAUCUAAGGUAGUCAGUCAUGAAAGCUACAACAAGUGGAUUUCGCAAAGAGUUGCCUCUAAGGAUAUGGUUCAAAUAGUGAAGAUAAAUCAAUUGGUGAUUACAAGUGUUGAAUCAUGGGAUAACUAUCAGCUAACUGCAAUUUUAUCAUGGGUUUGGGACUGCUUUAAAGUCUUUUCCGCAAGUUCAUCAGAAAUGUUACGUAGUAGUGAAUGGGAUGAAACUGGAUUGAACUUUAAUCACGCCAACACCAUUGGUCUUCUUGAUAUUAUAUCUGAUUUAUGUAAGUUCAAUGCAACCAAGGGCUUUUUAAAUCACUACAAUGGUCUUGAAGAACUAAUAGAUUUAUUAAGGGUCGUUCAUGAAAAUGUUGAAAGAAAAACCCUCAAGAAGGGUAGUGAACCGAAAUCGGUGAAUGCUGUCAACAGUAAAAAGCUGUUUCCACAAGUGAAAUCCUUAAUAAUUGAAAUCCUAGCUUAUUUGACUCACGAUUCCGUCGAAAUUCAAGACAAAAUAAGAGACUUGCAUGGACUCGAACUAGUAUUAUCAAAUUGCAUGGUUGACGACAAUGACCCUUUUAUCAAAGAGAGAUCCAUCGUUUGUUUGAAGUUUUUGUUAGCGGGUAAUCAAGCUAAUCAAAAAUUUGUUGCAGAUUUAGAAGCUAAGAAGACAUAUGAUGAUCAAGCUUUGAAAGAAGUAGGCUACGAAGUUGAAAUCAAAGAAGGUCAAGUUCAAUUGAAACAACUGGAGGAUCUGAAGAACUUACAAGAUAAGAUAAGCAGCAAGAAAAAUGCUUUUUAAAACGAAUGAUUAUGACGAU